AUGAAAUAAGGUGAAUAAUCUCUUCUCAAGUUACGCCCUUACAAGAAAGUACCUUAAGAUAAGAAAAAGCAACUAGUUGAACUGGUGUUUUAGAAAGAAUGGAAAAUAAAAUAGGUUUGUCUUAAAAUUUGAAUAUAGGCUUCACUAUUCCUUUGUAUUAACUAUGCGACUGCUAAGAAUAUCAUUUUGAAGUUCAGAAAGACUACGAUUAGAAAAAAAACUUUAUAACUUCCCGAAUCGAAGAGAUGCCAUUACAAAUUGAUUGAAUAAUCUAAAUCUAUAGUAAAAGUCAUAACCAGCAAGGGAGGACUAUAAAUAUAUGAUUCAAGCCCCUAGAAAUCGUGA
Molecule: messenger RNA, 345 nt
Organism: Paramecium sonneborni
Lineage: Eukaryota; Ciliophora; Oligohymenophorea; Peniculida; Parameciidae
Source: the annotation of a GenBank genome assembly